Phytophthora nicotianae INRA-310 is the source of this 1814-nucleotide messenger RNA. RefSeq lists its product as hypothetical. Gene Ontology annotation, molecular function: carbohydrate:proton symporter activity. NCBI's taxonomy places the organism in Eukaryota, Oomycota, Peronosporomycetes, Peronosporales, Peronosporaceae. The transcript has a single exon. The record is from RefSeq and is a predicted model, not a curated record. Gene Ontology annotation, biological process: transmembrane transport; carbohydrate transport. Bases 63 to 1601 code for a protein of 512 amino acids. Gene Ontology annotation, cellular component: membrane.
UUCUCUGCGAGCAAGAAGUGCCGGUGUAAUCCGUGUAAGGUUUUGCUUGUUCUUCGGAAACCAUGGCGGGUGGCCCCAUCGUGAGCACACAACAUCCUGAACUCGAUGACACCCCGACCGAGGGCUCGCGCACCUAUGCCAUCGUGGUCUGCGUCUUCGCCGCGCUCGGCGGCAUGUUCUUCGGCUACGAUCAGGGCGUGACGUCCUCCAUGCUCAUCAUGGACUCGUUUCUGAACGACUACUGCGUUGGCUGGCACAACUUCACCUACGAGGACUGCACACGCUCCACGUCCGACCUCCCCAGCGAAUGGACCACCUUCACGGUCUGGUACAACAUGGCAUACAAUCUGGGCUGCCUCGUGGGGGCCUUCAUCGGUGGCUUCGUGGCCGACAAGCUGGGUCGUCGCGCCACCAUCUUCUGCGCCGGUCUGCUCUUCUGUGGCGGCACAUGCUGGGUCUGCUUUAACAAGUCACAGGCGCACACGCUGAUGUACAUCGCACGCAUUAUCCAGGGCUUCGGCGUGGGUAACUCGUCGUUCUCGCUUCCGUUAUUCGGCGCCGAGAUGGCCCCCAAGGAGCUGCGUGGUAUGUUGUCGGGCUUCAUGCAGAUGACUGUGGUCAUCGGCCUGUUCCUGGCCAACGUCGUCAACAUCAUCGUGUACAACCACGACCGCGGCUGGCGUACAACCAACGGUAUCUCGAUGGCGCCGCCGAUCGUGGUGCUGCUAGGCAUUUGGUUCGUGCCGGAGAGUCCGCGUUGGACCUACAAGCAUAAGGGCAAGGAGGCGGCCGAGCGGAUCCUCAAGCGGCUACGCCAAACCGACAACGUCGGCCGCGAGCUGGAAGUGAUCGGCGAUCAAAUUGCAGAGGAGGAGGCGGAAGGUAAGGGUCUGUUGGAGAUCUUCGAGCCGAGCGUGCGAAAGCGCGUGAUCAUCGCCAUGCUACUGCAAGUGCUGCAACAGGCCACGGGCAUCAAUCCCAUUAUGAGCUACGGUGCGCUGAUCUUCAAGGACAUUACGAAAUCGGGACGCUACUCGGCCCUUUUCAUUUCAGGCGUUAAUUUCCUCAGCACAAUCCCGGCCAUGCGCUGGGUGGACACCUAUGGUCGUCGCACGAUGCUGCUUAUCGGCGGCGUGGGCAUGAUCGUCGGUCAUCUUUGGGCAGCCAUUCUGUUCACGGCUAUCUGCGACGGCAAUGUCGACAACGCCGGAUGUCCGACGGUAGGUGGCUGGUUCAUCUGCAUUGGUUCGGCCUUCUUCGUCUUCAACUUUGCCAUUUCGUGGGGACCCGUGUGCUGGAUCUACCCGGCCGAGAUCUUCCCACUCAAUGUUCGCGCGUCGGGUGUCGCCUUAUCCACGGCGGCCAACUGGGCCAUGGGUGCGGUCAUGACAGAAGUGGUGAAGUUGUUUCCGUCGCUCAACAUCGACGGCGUGUUCUACCUGUUUGCGGGUCUAUGUCUGAUCUGUCUGGUAUUCGUGUAUUUCUUCUGUCCGGAGACCAAGGGUAUCAUGCUGGAGGACAUUGAGGGGCUGUUCAACAAGAGCAAGGCGGCCAAGUCGCCGGAGUUCGUGGAGGUCAAGUCGCCCGUGAACCAAGUUUGAUACUAGUCGUAAACUAUUGCCACGGGAUGCGUCGUUGUUUUGUGUCCAGAUCUUUUUUUUUACUAACGAUACCAUCAUACCGUCAUCAGUGGAAAUCAAUGCUAUUAACUCCGAAAGCAAGUUCAAUACGAUUGGUCCCUUUUUUUACAUGCAUUUUUAAAUAAAUACUAAUAUUAAAGUAUAUGUAGUUUGCUUUAUGGUAGUACUAAAGCG